GACCGAAGACAGCCUAGGAGAAGCUCCGCGGGCCGCCCGCGCUCCCCUUCCCAGGCGCCCCUUCCGGCGCUGCGCCCGGGCUCCUGCCCUCGCCGCGAUCCGCGCUCCCUGCCCGGUGCAGCUCGAACCAUGGGACCCGAGCCGCUGUGAGCACCAUGGAGCUGGCGGCCUGGUGCGGUUGGGGGCUCCUCCUUGCCCUCCUGUCCCCCGGAGCCGCGGGCACUCAAGUGUGCACGGGCACAGAUAUGAAGCUGCGACUCCCAGCCAGUCCCGAGACCCACCUGGGCAUGCUCUACCACCUCUACCAGGGCUGCCACGUGGUGCAGGGUAACCUGGAACUCACCUACUUGCCCGCCAAUGCCAGCCUCUCCUUCCUGCAGGACAUUCAGGAGGUACAGGGGUACCUGCUUAUUGCUCACAAUCAAGUGAGGCAGAUCCCGCUGCAGAGGCUGCGCAUCGUACGAGGGACCCAGCUCUUUGAGGACAACUACGCGGUGGCCGUGCUAGACAACGGAGACCCUUUGGACAGUGCCAUCCCUGUCUUGGGGGCGGCCCUCCCCGGAGGGCUGCGGGAGCUGCAGCUUCGAAGCCUCACAGAGAUCCUAAAAGGAGGGGUUUUGAUCCAGCGGAAUCCUCAGCUCUGCUUCCAGGACACGAUUCUAUGGAAGGACAUCUUCCACAAGAACAACCAGCUGGCUCCCAUGGAGAUAGACACCAACCGCUCACGAAUCUGCUCACCCUGUGCCCCCGCCUGUAAGGACCAUCACUGUUGGGGAGAGGGUUCCCAGGACUGUCAGAUCCUGACUGGAACCGUCUGUGCCAGUGGCUGUGCCCGCUGCAAGGGCCGGCUGCCCACUGAUUGCUGUCACGAGCAGUGUGCUGCUGGCUGUACAGGCCCUAAGCAUUCUGACUGCCUGGCCUGUCUGCACUUCAACCAUAGUGGCAUCUGUGAGCUGCACUGCCCAGCCCUGGUCACCUACAACACAGACACCUUUGAGUCCAUGCCCAACCCUGAGGGACGUUAUACCUUUGGUGCCAGCUGCGUGACCACCUGCCCCUACAACUACCUCUCUACGGACGUGGGAUCCUGUACCCUGGUCUGCCCCCUGAACAAUCAAGAGGUUACAGCCGAGGAUGGAACCCAGCGGUGUGAGAAAUGCAGCAAGCCCUGCGCCCGAGUGUGCUAUGGCCUGGGCAUGGAACACCUGAGGUCAGCGAGGGCAGUCACCAGUGCCAAUAUCCAGGAAUUUGCUGGCUGCAAGAAGAUCUUUGGGAGCCUGGCGUUUUUGCCGGAGAGCUUUGACGGGGACCCCGCCUCCAACACUGCCCCUCUGCAGCCUGAGCAGCUCCGUGUGUUUGAGACCCUGGAGGAGAUCACAGGUUACCUGUACAUCUCCGCAUGGCCAGACAGCCUGCCUGACCUCAGUGUCUUCCAGAACCUACGAAUCAUCCGCGGACGCAUUCUGCAUGAUGGUGCCUACUCGCUGACCCUGCAAGGCCUGGGCAUCCGCUGGCUGGGGCUGCGUUCACUGCGUGAGCUGGGCAGUGGGCUGGCACUUAUCCACCGCAACAUUCACCUCUGCUUCGUGCACACGGUGCCCUGGGACCAGCUCUUCCGGAAUCCACACCAGGCCCUGCUUCAGAGCGGCAACCGGCCGGAAGAGGCAUGUGUGGUUGAGGGCCUGGCCUGCUACCCACUGUGCGCCCAUGGGCGCUGCUGGGGGCCGGGACCCACCCAGUGUGUCAACUGCAGCCAGUUCCUUCGGGGCCAAGAGUGCGUGGAGAACUGCCGAGUAUUACAGGGGUUCCCCAGGGAGUAUGUGAGUGACAGACACUGUCUGCCGUGCCACCCCGAGUGUCAGCCCCAGAACGGCUCAGUGACCUGCUUUGGAUCGACUGUGACAAGAUCCCAAGGAAACCUGUGUUCUUGGCUUCCACACCCUGCCUCCAACCUCGGUUUUCGCAUCUACGAGGAGGCUGACCAGUGCAUGGCCUGUGCCCACUACAAGGACCCCCCUCACUGUGUGGCUCGCUGUCCCAGCGGUGUGAAGCCGGACCUCUCCUACAUGCCUAUCUGGAAGUUCCCAGAUGAGGAGGGCACAUGCCAACCGUGCCCCAUCAACUGUACACACUCCUGCGUGGACCUGGAUGACAAGGGCUGCCCCGCCGAGCAGAGAGCCAGCCCGGUGACGUCCAUCAUCGCCACUGUGGUGGGCGUCCUGCUGUUCCUGGUCGUGGGGCUGGUGCUUGUGAUCGUGAUCAAGCGGAGGCGGCAGAAGAUCCGCAAGUACACCAUGCGCAGGCUGCUGCAGGAGACCGAGCUGGUGGAGCCACUGACCCCCAGCGGAGCCGUGCCUAACCAGGCUCAGAUGCGCAUUCUGAAGGAGACGGAGCUGAGGAAGGUGAAAGUGCUUGGAUCCGGAGCUUUCGGCACCGUCUACAAGGGCAUCUGGAUUCCUGAUGGGGAGAGCGUGAAAAUUCCUGUGGCCAUCAAAGUGUUGAGAGAAAACACGUCCCCUAAAGCCAACAAAGAAAUCUUGGAUGAAGCCUAUGUGAUGGCUGGUGUGGGCUCCCCGUAUGUGUCUCGCCUUCUGGGUAUCUGCCUGACAUCUACCGUGCAGCUGGUGACACAGCUUAUGCCCUACGGCUGCCUUCUGGAUCAUGUCCGGGAACACCGUGGGCGCCUGGGCUCGCAGGACCUGCUCAAUUGGUGUGUGCAGAUCGCCAAGGGGAUGUCCUACCUGGAGGAGGUGCGCCUCGUGCACAGGGACCUGGCUGCCCGCAAUGUGCUGGUCAAGAGUCCCAACCAUGUCAAGAUUACAGACUUCGGGCUAGCUCGGCUGCUGGACAUCGAUGAGACUGAAUACCACGCAGAUGGGGGCAAGGUGCCCAUCAAGUGGAUGGCGCUGGAGUCCAUUCUCCGCCGGCGGUUCACUCACCAGAGCGACGUGUGGAGCUACGGUGUGACUGUGUGGGAGCUGAUGACUUUUGGGGCCAAACCUUAUGAGGGGAUCCCAGCCCGGGAAAUCCCCGAUCUGCUGGAGAAGGGGGAGCGGCUGCCCCAGCCGCCCAUCUGCACCAUCGAUGUCUACAUGAUCAUGGUCAAAUGUUGGAUGAUUGAUUCUGAAUGUCGCCCGAGAUUCCGGGAGCUGGUGACCGAAUUCUCUCGCAUGGCCAGGGACCCCCAGCGCUUUGUGGUUAUCCAGAAUGAGGACUUGGGCCCAACUAGCCCUUUGGACAGUACCUUCUAUCGCUCCCUGCUGGAGGACGACGACAUGAGCGACCUGGUGGAUGCUGACGAGUACCUGCUUCCCCAGCAGGGUUUCUUCUGCCCAGACCCCAUCCCAGGCUCCGGAAUCAUAGCCCACCGCAGGCACCGCAGCUCAUCCACCAGGAGUGGAGGUGGUGAGCUAACGCUAGGGCUGGAGCCGUCUGAAGAGGAGCCCCCCAGGUCUCCACUGGCCCCCUCGGAAGGGGCUGGCUCUGAGGUGUUUGACGGUGACCUGGGAAUGGGGGCAGCUAAAGGGCUACAGAGCCUCCCCCAACAUGACCUCAGCCCUCUACAGCGGUACAGUGAGGACCCCACAGGACCUCUGCCCCCCGAGACUGAUGGCUACGUUGCCCCUUUGACCUGCAGCCCCCAGCCUGAAUAUGUGAACCAGCCAGAGUUUCGGCCACAGCCCCCUUCACCUGUGGAGGGUCCUCUGUCGCCUGUCCGACCUGCGGGUACUACUGUGGAAAGGCCCAAGACUCUCUCUACCGGGAAGAAUGGGGUUGUCAAAGACAUUUUUGCCUUUGGAGGGGCUGUGGAGAACCCUGAGUACUUGGCGCCCAGGGGAGGUGUUGCCUCUCAGCCUCACCCUCCACCUGCUUUCAGCCCAGCCUUUGACAACCUCUAUUACUGGGACCAGGACCCAUCAGAGCGGGGGUCUCCACCCAGCACCUUUGCAGGGACCCCUACAGCAGAGAACCCUGAGUACCUGGGUCUGGAUGUGCCAGUGUGAGGUCAAGUCUGCUGAGGCCCUGCUGUGCCUUUGGAGUGGGGAAGGCCUGACUUACGGCCCACAAAGCUGGGAGCAGGUCCUCUGGCCAUGUUACGGGGAGCCUGCCCCAAGGAACCUUCCUUGCUGCUUGAAUCCCUGGAUGGUGGAGUGGGGCCCAGCCUGGUUGGAAAAGGAGGUGUACUGGGCAGUCGAUUCUGAAGCCCUGCCCUGCCAGACUGUGGGGCUCAACGGACGCCACAUAGUUCCCUCGCCUGAGGCUGUUCUCUUCUUCCAGACCCUUGGUUCUAAAGGACUGAGGGAAGCUCAGCCUAGGAGGGACCAGGCCCCAGGGACUGCCUGAGAACAAGGACAGCCCUUGCCAGGAGACUGUCCCCGAGACUUCAUGGGACCCGGGAGGAAGGAGGAAGGGAGCUGCACCGGCGUCCAGACCAGUCCUUGUACAGAGUGCUACUUUGUUUUGUUUUUACGUGUUUUUUAAAGAUGAAAUGAGGACUCA
Messenger RNA from Jaculus jaculus (lesser Egyptian jerboa), 4500 nucleotides. RefSeq names its product erb-b2 receptor tyrosine kinase 2 (gene Erbb2). Lineage: Eukaryota; Metazoa; Chordata; Mammalia; Rodentia; Dipodidae. Gene Ontology annotation, molecular function: ATP binding; transmembrane receptor protein tyrosine kinase activity. The record is from RefSeq and is a predicted model, not a curated record. Bases 156 to 4004 code for a protein of 1282 amino acids. Gene Ontology annotation, cellular component: basal plasma membrane; signaling receptor complex. The transcript is spliced from 28 exons. Gene Ontology annotation, biological process: protein phosphorylation; multicellular organism development; neuron differentiation.